ACCAUACGGAGGCAUGAUCGGCGAACAGAGGUGCUGGUGAUACGCGAUCGUGAGAGGAUCUCCCUUACAGCGACGGCAAACGCGAACCUCCAGCUAGACCCAGGGGUCUUUGUACUCUUAAGGGCACCCUCGAUAUUUCCGUUCCGUUACCGCUCCGUUUCGUAAAUCAAACGUGGACCAGAUUGUUCGCCACAUGAUCCAUGUGGAUCGUCGCAAGUGAAGAGUGAGGAGUGAAGAGUGCGAUGAAUGAAGAUUUUCAGUCGAACGGAUUACUCGAGUGCGUGUGACUGAAGUUCCAACAGAAUUUUCUUCUCAUUCCUCGUGUGUUGAACAUCAGAAACAUUUUCUUCAAAAAAAGUAGCACGUGUUAAUUGUGUUUUCCGACAAAUUAUAAUUUAAAAUUUUUUAAUAGCUCGAUUCUAACAAUUUUACAUUGAUAUUACUGUGCCAAAAAAAAUUUAAACAAGGAGCUAUCGCAUUUGUUUGAACAUUAAAUCAAUAUUUCUUAUUCUCUAACACUAUUCUCCUUGUUUGAAUGUCUCGUGGUGUCUUCAAUGAUUUACAGUGAAUGACAUAGUGACUGCUGUUAGCGAUCAAGUUUGUGAUUGAUAUCUGGAUCGUAAUUCAUUAUUUGUGCCCAUCGUAAACGCAACAUGCAGUUCAUUGAUCAACUUUCAAAGAAGAAAAAUUACGCCAAUCAAUAGCAUGAGAAGAUUUAAGUGCCUUCAAUUUUUCUCUCUUUCUCUCAGAAAGAAUUGAAAUUUUUCGCCUUAUAAGGAGACUGUUAUUAUUUAUCUACAUGAAUAUUUGAAAAUCGAAUGUGUGCUAUGUACAAGAGUGUCAAAACAAUUUAUCUUCAUGGCAAAUAUUAGAGAGUAUUUCCAUCAAGCGUCACCUUGAUCUUCGCUUGGGACAAAAUCGCGGAACAUCGAUGAUAGUUCACACGUCGUAAGAACUCACGCUGAUCCGCGUCACCAAAAAGUACUCGUUCUGAAACGGGCACAAUGGCGACCAUGGGGGUGACGGUGUUUUGCAAUAGAGUACAGAUAAACGGCAACGAUCAAGAACAAUUGAUGUUGCUGCGAACGUUACAAGACAACGAGAACAAUAUCAUCGGCAAUCAAUCAACGUUGAUAGUCCCAAAAAACAACGCCGGAAGUAACGCAACGAACUCUACGACGGUGUUACCCCCGUACGAUCCCUCGAGACUGAAGAAGCACGGCAAGAAUGGUCAGCCGCCGCCUGUUGCUGUUGCACGAAGAAAUGCCAGGGAGCGGAAUCGCGUGAAACAAGUGAACAAUGGAUUUGCUACAUUGCGACAACACAUUCCGAGCCACAUUGCCGCGGGUUAUGGUGACAGGGGUAAAAAGUUGUCGAAGGUAGAGACUCUGAGGAUGGCCGUGGAAUACAUCAGAGGCCUUCAAAGGCUCUUGACAGAAGCUGACGGCGGCGUUGAAUAUGAUACCAAGACUGCCGUCGGCGUACAGUGCGCUCCUUCUCCAACCAGCAGCGUCAUCUCUUCGACUCAUAACGGCUCCGGCGAAAGACUCGUUCUCGAGGACGAUGUAUUAGCCGCGGAAGACGACGAGGGGGAACAACUGGAUGAAGAAGAGGACGAGAGUGCCGCCAAAUCAAAAAUUAUAUUAUCCAGAUUAUCUCCCAACCGGACGGCUAUUUCAUCGCCACGUGACUAUUACGCAUCCUCAGCAGGCGAUGAAGAAAAUUUGGAGCCGCGAACCAUAACCGGUGGACAGAAUUUCUCCAGGCUAUCGCCAAAUUCAGUGGCCUCGCCGCCCUCGGAGUAUUACGCUCAGAACGAGGAGAAUCUAGAGCCGCAGAUUCUGUCGCCCUACAGCGGUGCCGGGGACAGCGAAGAGGGUGCGACGACUGUCUACGCGACUAGCCCGGAGACUUUCUCCGGAGCCCUCUACUACAAGCAAGAGAUCACCGAGACGGGGGAAUUCAUGGACGUAGUCAGCUGGUGGGAACAGGAACAGGGAAGACUCGUCCAUCAACAGCACACGCAACGGCUGACGCACGUGUAACCAUAGUUACAGAUUCCAAUUAGGGAAGAUCAAUAUUUGCAACAAAAUUCGAAGUCCACUACGUAAUACGCUUCAAACAAAUUUCGUAUGAUCUCACUAGAUUUGGAUGAAGAUUAUUUCGACUAUAUACGACACGAUAUCGUUGGCACGAGCACGUGUAUUGUGAUCAAUAGCAAAAAUUAGAAAAUCGUACUUACGAGUAUACUUAAACAGAUCUGCUUACUAUUAUAUUUUGUCUUUUGGAUUACCGACAGCGAGGCUAACGUGAAUGCACUUUUUUAUUCAAUGCAUAGAAAUAAAUUUAAAGUCAAAUUAAAUCUUGAUAUUACAUCACGUUUCAUUUUGUAUUCAUAAAAGAUUACUUAUUUGCAUUGCAGUGUAUUCUAUUUGUAUAUGUAUUAAUUGUAUUAAUUUCUAUUUUAAAUUUGCGUCGUAUCGUAUACUUUCGAUUGUACUGAUCAAGUGUCUUCUUUUAAGAACAAUAGAGGAAAAUAUUUUAAUUCUCUUUUGCAAUGACAUUUUGCGCUUCCAGAAAGAAAAUACUUAUUUUCUCGGCUAUUUGUGUCACAACAAGUACAAUUAAUUUAGUGUUAUAUUACGAACAUGAUUAUAUUUAUACAAAACUUUGCUGCGAAACUGUGAAUUUAAGAUAAAUGACAUGCGUGUCACUGAAUAGAAACAAUGAUUCUUGUUGUAAUUUAAUAUCAUUAAUCAUUCAUGACGCUAUUUUAUUAAACUUUUACAGUACGCACAUGUUUAAGAUUUAAAAGAUAAAAUUAUGACAUUCUUAUUUAUAAAGACAAUGUUUAUAAAAUAUUUAUUACGCCGUGUGUUUAUUAUUGCACAAUUUAAUAUGUUAUAUAUAUUUAAGAUAAGUAAGAAUAUCAUUAUAUAGGGUAUAUCUGUAGAAAUGGGCUGACCAACGAGGAGAUUAUGUAAAGAAUUACGUAAUUAUAUUGUAAUUAUUAUCCAUUAUGUAAUUACAUGUGCUGCAUAUAAAUUUUAUC
This is a messenger RNA of Wasmannia auropunctata (little fire ant), 3052 nucleotides long. RefSeq lists its product as uncharacterized. Bases 1005 to 2045 code for a protein of 346 amino acids. Gene Ontology annotation, biological process: regulation of transcription by RNA polymerase II; developmental process. Lineage: Eukaryota; Metazoa; Arthropoda; Insecta; Hymenoptera; Formicidae. The transcript has 4 exons. Gene Ontology annotation, molecular function: RNA polymerase II transcription regulatory region sequence-specific DNA binding; protein dimerization activity; DNA-binding transcription factor activity, RNA polymerase II-specific. The record is from RefSeq and is a predicted model, not a curated record.